UGGCGCCAUCCUCACUCGGCGUGUGGCGGAGAGAUCACUUGAAUGACAUUUGUUCUCCGCGAGUGCGGCAUUCCUGCUGGUGUUAGCGUCGAGUCCUCACUCAAAUUUGCCCCCGCUGUGUUUUGAAGUCUCAUAGACAAUAUGAUUUCACCAAUUCCACCUCUUAAAGAUCUCAUGGAGGCAGCUGUCGCUGCUUUCCGCGAACAAUUCGGCGAUGCACCCAACAUUGCAGCCUGUGCUCCCGGGCGAGUCAAUCUCAUCGGCGAACACACAGACUACAACGAGGGGUUCGUGUUUCCCAUGGCAUUACCUCUGGUCACUAUUCUUGUUGGUCGAGAGAGAGAUGGGGACAUUUGUCGCAUUUUCACCCUAGCAGAAGGCCCCAAUGAACCAAAAUUGGUUGAGUUUCUAGUCCCCAAGAUCCAAAAGCUGGAACCAGGUUCUCCCAAAUGGGCAAACUACAUAAAAGGCGUGGUGGCAAAGUUUCCAGGUGAAGUUCCUGCCUUUGAUGCAGUGGUAGUGACCUCUGUUCCACUUGGUGGGGGUGUUUCCAGUUCAGCCUCUCUUGAAGUGGCAACCUUCACUUUCUUGGAACAGCUUGUGCCUAAUCUUCGAGUGGAGCAGCUGAACAAGGCUUUAGUAUGCCAGAAAGCAGAGCAUGACUUUGCUGGCAUGCCUUGUGGUAUUAUGGACCAGUUCAUUUCAGUUAUGGGCAAAACAGAUCAUGCCCUUUUGAUUGAUUGCAGGUCGUGUGAAGGUCGCCUGGUUCCGAUGAAGGAUGCUGGUGUUGUGGUUCUGGUGACCAAUUCCAAUGUGAAGCAUGAACUAACUGGUUCUGAGUACCCAAUGCGCCGACGUCAGUGUGAGACGGCAGCAGCAACCCUUGGCAAGAAAAGUUUACGUGAAGCCUCCUCGGCUGAUCUUGAAGCUAACAAAGAUAAACUGGAUAGUGAAACAUAUCGCCGUGCUCGUCAUGUCAUCACUGAGAUCAAGCGAACUGAGGAAGCAGCAGAUGCACUGGAGCGUGGUGACUACAAAAGAUUUGGUCAUUUGAUGGUGGAGAGUCAUAAUUCUCUCAGGGAUGAUUAUGAAGUCUCGUGCAAGGAACUGGACAUGCUAGUGGAGACAGCCCUGGAGAUGAGGGAUGAGGGGGUCUUCGGCUCCCGCAUGACUGGAGGGGGCUUUGGAGGCUGUACUGUUACACUGCUAAAGAAAGAGGCUGUAGAAAGAGUUGUUGAAUGUAUAAAUAGUCGUUACCAAAGUACUGGGAACAAAGCCACCUUCUUUGUGGUGGGUGCUAGCGAGGGAACACGUGCACUGCAGUGCUAAUGUACAGAAAGUGAGAGAGAUUGACAAGGCACUAUGUCAGUCACAGCACAAGCAUCAGCAGAUAAGUGACUGUACAACAGCAUUGAAGACUUGAAAUGUCUGCAGAGGGGAGCUUUUCUUUUUCCUUUCUGUAUAAGCCUGCCUUGACCAUGGCUUUUAUUGUUUUUGUUUCUGGUUGUUUUAGACCACAAAAGUGCGGUUAUCACAGCCUCUGCAACGUACUCAGCAUUUCACAUUUCACAAAUAACACCAAAGGUGCAGAUUAGAAGUUAUUGAAUGCAACAGUUGAGAAUAUCAUAAAGAACACAAACGGAUUAGAAUUAAAAAUGGGCAGAAUUUUACGGUAGUUUGUUCUUGAGGUUUGAUGACAGGUCUUGUAUUUUACAGACUGCAAUAGGUCAGUCAAAGUGGCAAAAUUCAGAAAGUUGGUAGAUUGAGAGGACCUGGCAGUGAUUUCGCACUGUGACUAGAUCUGAAACCACACUCCUCACUGUAUAGUUGACCAGUAUUGCACUGCUUUGCUACUGGACUGCCCUCAGUAUUGCUGACCAUUUCUUCAUGUUUGGGCAGUAUACAUUGUGAUCUCAUGCUACAUUUCAAGGUUGGUCUUGCAAUGCUGAUUUGUAGAAUGCACUUGAAGAACAUUUGUUGGCUUAACUGUUGCCAGACACUGCAGCAUAAUUAUCAUUUCUUAGUAAAUGGGAUUAUGUUCAUUAUUUUUCUUAAUGAAAAUGCAAAAUCUUAUAGGAAACCACACUUGUUAGAGUGUCUGAACUGUCUAACAAAUAUUAGUGAUAUAAAUGCUUUGAUUUUUUUUUUCUCAUUUCAUUACCUUAAUCUGUGAACUAUUUGAGACUAUUCAAAAACUAAUGCAGAUGGGAAAAAAAAUACACUGUUAACUGUCAUUUUACUGCUUGUGUGGGAGGAUGUGUGUGUGAGAGAGGUGGGGGGUGGGGGAAGAGUAAGACUGAUACUUGUCAUUUUUUGUGCCAGGAGAGGGAUGUAUAAUUGAAAAAAAAAGUUACCGUUAGGAGUGACCUACAGAGGCGUAGUAUGUUGUGGCAUUUUCAGAGUUUUUAAUCAAAGCUCUGAGUAGUGGUCCAUACCACACAUUAAAGAUUCAAAACUCUGUUCUGGGGUUUCACUGACAGGUUGCAUUCAUUUUGACAUCUAGGGUAUUAGACAGUCUGCUACUUUCUUUUGCUAGCUCCUAGAGUCAUUUUUUUUAUGCUGUCAUUUGACUGGCCUUCAGAAUCUUAUUCUUAAUGCUGCAUGUCAGUUGAGAUUGUGAAUUUUUUUGGUGCUAUUGCACUUGCAGAGAAUACGAACAUAUUUCAACUAGAAGAGCAAAAAACAAAACUGCCAAAGUCACAUAAAGUACUUACUUGCAACAUUAGUCUGUCUCGACUUCCAUCUAGCCCAUCUUUUAGAAGAAAUUUUAACUUUUUGUUUAGAGCAGUUACAAGCUUUGAACUGAGCAUCAGGUUUUUAAUUGCUGGGUUGGCUUACCAAAUCUUGCUGAGGUAAAGACAACCUGAAUCCUCACAGCCAAAGGAACAAACAGUCCCUCAAGUUCAUAGUGACAAAAUGAUUUCAGGCUGCCUGGUAUGCAUUUUAUCUGAUCCUUACAUUUUUGUAACAGCAUGCAUGAUAUUAAAGGCCAGAGAAUGAUCUUGUGCGAAACCCACACACCUGGCACUUGGAAAUAUUAUGUAAAAGAUUUACAAUGACACUCAGGUAUUAUGUCAGUGAUAUUGUGUUUUGUUGGCAAACUACUGUUAAGCUAAUAUUCUGUCAAAGGCUCACAGCCCUUGGGUGAGAAAAAGUUGGGCACCACUGAUUUAAAUGCAUGCUAAGAAGUAUUGACUUUAGUUCAGUACUUGCUAUAGCUUAUAUACCAGAUCGACACCAUAAAAAUGUUGACAAAACUAUAGACUAAAGUGGCUUUACAAAAUUAGUCCUAAAGGGACAGAGAUUUCUUGGACAAUUGUAGGGUCACGUAUUCCUCACAUUGGAAAAUGUCAUCCUAUAAUAAGAACUACAGUUAGAAAUCUAUUAGGAAUAAUGUAUAAAUUUUCUUCUGUGACCUUUUCAAACAGGGUAUUAGAAAGGUUGCUUCUAUAAUCCAUUUAUUGAUUUAUGAGUACUGGAUAUUCAGAAGCCUGACAGUUUGCGGAUUACAUGGUCAAGUCUUACCUGCUUUGUGUACUUACUGUAAAGUGAAACAUUAGUGUCCUGACAGCAUUGCCACCACAGGAAAAAAGUGUGUUUUUCUUUCCUGAUACAGGAUCUAUGUUGUCAGCAAUCACAUAGCUGACUGGUUAACAAGACCGGUUUGUUUGUGACUUACUAACUUUGGUGAAACCACCAACUUUUGCAUGAAAGGUAAAGUAAACCAAUUAUUGGUUGAACUAGGCAUUACAAGUAUGGUGGCACAAAAAGAAAAUCUCUCCACAGAUAUAUUUUGUGUUUUUAUUCAUCAUAAUCAUUAAUUAAAGGUUUAAGGAAAUUUUGCAUAAGACAUGACAUGGUUGAACUGUCUACAUCUGUCAGAUUUCAUUUAAUCUGAUCUGUGCAUUUACAACAAAUGUCUAGUUUCGUAUACAGAAAUUUACUGUUAGUGCCUUAGAGUUUGUUGGCAGCUAAUUGUAGACAACGGACUUAAUGUCAAAAUUUGAAAAAUCAGUUCUAUUUAAUCUUGUUCAUAAAAUGUUUAUGUAUGAGUGUUUUAUUUCUGUGAUCUUCAUCUGAGUAAGAUGCAGAAUGGUUUCAUGUGUUUCUAAUGUAUUUGAGAUUUUUCGUUUGCUGAAGUUACUUUGGACAAGAUUCUUUAGUCCCAAUUUUAUGACGUCCUUUCAAUCAAUGGCUUAUGUUUCCUUCAGCUGUUGUUAAAGAGGAGAAUUUGUGAGGGCAAAAAUGUUUGUAUAGAGACCCCCAAGUCUGAAAAUUUUGAGCUUCUAUUAUGCUAUGUUUAACAGUUUCUGAAAUAAAUUUUAUUAACAUGAACA
Molecule: messenger RNA, 4337 nt
Organism: Pomacea canaliculata
Lineage: Eukaryota; Metazoa; Mollusca; Gastropoda; Architaenioglossa; Ampullariidae
Product: galactokinase-like
Exons: 7
Coding region: 142-1329 (395 amino acids)
Biological process (GO): galactose metabolic process; carbohydrate phosphorylation
Cellular component (GO): cytosol; cytoplasm
Molecular function (GO): ATP binding; galactokinase activity
Source: RefSeq, a predicted model, not a curated record